AUGGUGUCCCACCGCAACCAAACACAGUUUGAGCGCGCGCGAUGGCGCAAAGCAUUACUGUUCCCGCCGUGGAUUCUCCAGAUAGCCAUGCUACUGAGUCUCAUGGGCAUCUUCUCGUACCGCCUCGCCGAGACGGUCGAGAACUAUGAGGAGAACAACAAGAAUGGCAAAAUGCCCGUGGUCGAGCUUGUGUGGGAAUGUACAAACGUCGGCCUGUCUCUCGUCUCUCUGCUCCUCACCAUCCUGGAGGUAUCCAGGAUCUUUUCCGAAAAUCUCACGCCGUUCUUCCUGCUCGCCUCUCACAUUGUCAAGUUGACCUGUGCGUUUGCCAUUCUCGGCCUCGACAUUGUCGUGUACACCCAGCGAACGGAAGGAGAGUGGUCAAUCAUCGGCCUCGCCAUUGACGUAGGCUUGCUCUUGUCGCUGUUCAUUCUCGGCCCCUACGCGAUUCUUAAGUUCCACCGCAUGCGUGACGACGAUGACAUGCCCUAUUCUGCCAACGUCAAGCCGUUCGGAUUCAACAGCGAAUACACGGAGAUUGAGACUGGGACUGUCUCUGGCGGUGACCCCUUUCUGCGUGCGAAUCCGUACAACGACGUGACGACAGAGUAUUUGUCGCGGGGCAGCAUCGGCGGCGUAACAGGCCGCGACCGGUCGGUGUCAGCAACGUCGACACUGCCCGGCGAUGGCGGACGACGGGGCAGCUACAACCACGAGCGGGACACGCAGUUCGACGUGUACCGAUCGCGGGCACCAAUGACACUCAGCCACGAGGACGUGAGCCAUGCCAUCAGCACAGAGCUGUGGGGCAACGCCGGCGGGCUUACUGCUAUCGACCGGUCCGGCAGCAUGGUUGGCUCGGGUAUGGUGGCCAGCCGGCCGGUGCAGCCGCGAGUGGACGCUACGAACCGCGCGGCGAGCUGGACUGUCGAGACAGGGCGUGCGAGCGCCCCCGAUAGUUUGUCUGUGCCGACGAUACACGAAGAGCACGUCCCGGACGAGGAGGAAGAGCCGACCGCCAGGGCGGCCGGACAUGUCCACCCUCUGGCACCUGGCCGGGCCGAGAAACAGGCUCUGCUGCCAGGACACAGCCGCGAUGGUAGCCAUGAUGACGAUGACGACGACAACCGGAGGGCCUUCCGGCGGAUUCCAGGGACCGAAUCAGAGAACAGCCUUUACGGAGCAAGGCCGUGA
Molecule: messenger RNA, 1194 nt
Organism: Grosmannia clavigera kw1407
Lineage: Eukaryota; Fungi; Ascomycota; Sordariomycetes; Ophiostomatales; Ophiostomataceae
Exons: 3
Coding region: 1-1194 (397 amino acids)
Source: RefSeq, a predicted model, not a curated record